Messenger RNA from Tuber melanosporum (Perigord truffle), 3756 nucleotides. RefSeq lists its product as uncharacterized. Gene Ontology annotation, biological process: positive regulation of establishment of bipolar cell polarity regulating cell shape. The record is from RefSeq and is a predicted model, not a curated record. The transcript has 5 exons. Lineage: Eukaryota; Fungi; Ascomycota; Pezizomycetes; Pezizales; Tuberaceae. Gene Ontology annotation, molecular function: protein binding. Gene Ontology annotation, cellular component: plasma membrane of growing cell tip. Bases 1 to 3756 code for a protein of 1251 amino acids.
AUGGGGUCCCCCUCAUUGCUUGCUUCGACAUCUUCGCUCUCGCGGAGGUUAUGGGGAAUACUCUCUCUGUCUGUCGCGUUAGCGAGUGCUUUAACCGUAACUACAGUUCCGCAACCAUCCUUCGACCUCGACGGCCUUGGUCACGUCGCUCUCGCGGGUGACUUUAAUGCAAUCUCCGUCUACGAGUACCUGGGUCAACCGGGGUCGUCGGCGUUUUCUAAUGGGUCCGAGAGUUUACUGUCGCAGCUGCCCAACGGGGUAUUCACGUCGCUGGCCUCGGCUGACGCCGCGAUACAGGCUCUCUGCGUGCACCAGUUGAAAGAUGGGACGGUAAAGGGGAUAUUUGUUGGCGGGAAUUUCACGAGUCUGGGGAAUGUGCCGGUUACUGGUGUGGCGUUGUUCAAUCCUCUGGAUGGGAAGGUGACGGCCCUGGAUGGACUGGUGAAGGUGGGGAAGGUUCAGGCUUUGCUCUGCGAUAGGGAGACGAAUACAGUUUAUGUUGGCGGAGAUUUUAUGGGUUCGAACUCUAGUAAUGCCAUUGCUUGGGUGGAUGGGGUAGGAUGGACGGAUCUGCCCUUUGACGGAUUUGAUGCGCCAGUCAAGACAAUCACCAAAUCUCCUAAUGAUACCAUUGUUUUUGGUGGGACCUUUAACAACCUUGUCAAUGCUUCGAGCCCUCGUAUCAAGCACGCUCAGACCGUUAAUCUAGUUUCGACAAGUAUUACUGCUGAGCAGACUACCGACCUAAGUCAGUUUGAUGACCCGGCCGCUAUUGUCUGCCCGGCUGGGAAGGGGAGGCAGUGGUUAUUGAGAGAUGGGCAGAGAGGAUCUUGGACUGCGAACUUCAAGUUUUUAUUUAGGCCCACCAAGUUGAGGAUACGCAACGCCAACUUUGAAGGUUGUGGGACGAGGCUUUUCAGAUUCACUGCGUUUCCUAUGAACGGAAUAAUGAACCUUACCUACACCGAUCCUGCAACUAAUACAUCCAUGCACUGUGAUGCUUGGUGUCCUCUUUCUGCUACGGCAGAGUUCGAAGACUUCUUUUUCGUGAACGAAGUUGCGAUGAACAGUAUUCGUGUGGACAUUCUUGAUUUCUAUGGUGCCAGUGGUGGACUUGCUGGGAUUGAGUUGUUCCAAGAUGACAUUUAUUCUUUUGCGUCAACAGAUUUGAACGAGCCAUCAUGUGGAGGUGUUCCUGCCAAAUCUAGCUCCGCUGUCACUGGGCGGUGGUUCGAGACAAAGGGUCUUGAUGCGGACUCAGAGUAUCUCUCUACUUACCUCUCCAUGGAUCAGCCAGGACCAGCUUCUGUAGUUUUUGAGCCGCAUAUCCAGCAGUCUGGGGAGUAUGUUGUGCUCAUGUACACACCAGGUUGCCGACAAGACAGCAGCUGCACUGCUAGGGGCCAAGUCAAUGUCACUGGGACUUAUACCAGGAAUGGGGAUCCUCAGCCAGCACCGCCUUACUAUCAGACCAACGAUUUCGCUAAAUAUGAUACCGUGUAUAGAGGAUUCGUCGAUGCCGCUGACGAUACCUUCCGUCCUAGGGUCACUCUCGCUCCCGCUACUAAUCAACCGUCUCCUGUUGUCAAUAUAGUUGCACAGAAGGUUCAAUUCCUGAUGAUCACCAACUCAACACCCAUCGGGACGAGUGAGGAUGGCUCCGAUUCUGGCUCUUUGGAGCUGAAUGGUCUUUACGAGUUUGACCCUAAGCAGACCGACACCCCGAAGGCUUCCGAUGUUGCUAAGUCGGUCAUUAGUACUGCUGGAAGUCGAUUGCGCACUGGUGCUAAGGUUAAGGCGGUUGUUUCUAAGGAUAGUACCGUUUAUGUAGCUGGUGAAUUCUCAGCCAAGGAUGAUAGCUUUCAACAUAUCUUUACUAUUGGCCCCAGCGGUGUUGCUUCUGUAACUCAGGGUGGUUUGGAUGCGCCGGUCAACUCCCUGCUGCUUCAAGGAGAUCUCCUGUAUGUUGGUGGCCAAUUCCAAAACACCAAUUCUAGCUCCACAACUGGUUUAGGUUUUGUUGCUAGCUAUAAUACCAAGACGAGGGAAUGGGGUGGACUGGGGUCUGGUGUUAAUGGUCGUGUCAAGGAGUUGGUUCAUAUAUCUUUGAACCUUACACGUGGAGCAAGGGAUGGGAUUGCCGUCAGUGGUGAUUUCACCAUGAUCAAGGCAGACGGUGCUAACUCUGGUGCUGUGGAUGUCGAGGGGUUUGCUGUCUGGAUUCCGUCUGAAAAGCAAUGGUUGGAACGAAUGUCCAACGAGAGUAUCUCACUCGGGGGUAUUCUUUCGGCUUCCAUCAAUGUUCCUAACAGCAAUAUCCUCUACUCUGGCUCCAUGUCUUCUCAGACCGACGCAGCACCUGGUGCCGUUUCCCUUCGUUCUAAGAACGGCCUCGACGUCCAAGCUUUCCCUAUUCAGCUUGUCAGCAACCAGGAGGGUCGCGCUAAUCGAAAACGUGCUGUCGUUCCUUCAGGUUUCACAGGUGCCGUCGCUGGAGUAUUCUAUCUCAAUGACGGCAAGAACUACACUAUCCUUGGCGGUCACUUUUCUGCUCAGGGUAACGAUGGCACUGUCAACAAUGUCGUAAUCAUUGAUAACAAGUCAACAAAUAACUCUGUCACUGGGAUAGGAAAUUCGCUUGACGCUUCUAGCCUUGUCCUUUCAAUGGUUAUUAUCGAUCAAUUCUUGUUUAUUGGUGGCUCGAUUACUGGUAAGGUUGGCAAUAACGAUAUUGGUGGAUUGGCUGUGUGGGAUAUGUCCACGAUGUCGUUCCCCAAUGGGAGCCAGCCUAUUAGGCUUCAAGGUAGUGCCAAUGGCGUGGAGGUUCAUGCGAUCACUCGUCGUCCUAGUAAUAAGAGGGAGAUCUAUGUCGCCGGAAAGUUCGACCAAGCCGGUUCCCUGCCUUGUCCAUCCCUUUGCAUCUUUGACAAUAAUGCUAAGCAAUGGGAGGCCCCUGGAAUUGAUGUUUCUGGGCAAAUUAAUGUCCUAUACUGGGCCGAUAUCAAUACCUUGCUUGUUGGAGGUGAUAUGAACAUCAAUAAUACUGCUACGUAUCUCGCGAUCUACGACGCGAAGGCUAGCAGUUGGCGUGCCUUUAAGGGUGAUAUUACCAACAUCCCUGGACCUGUUACCAGCAUUGCUGUAAAUGCCGAUACCAUCGAUUCUAUCUUCAUUUCUGGCACAAGUGCGAAUGGUGGGGCUGCUUAUGUGAUGAAGCUCAAGAGUGAUGGGAAAUUUCAAGCGUUGACUGGUCUCGGGGACAACACCGUCAUCAGGAGCGUCCAAGUUCUUGAACUCCAAGAUGGUAACGAUUCCAAUGACUUCCUCGAAGAUAACCAAGUCCUCCUCGUCAUGGGAUCCCUUAACCUCCCCAACUUUGGCAACGUCUCUGCCGCAACCUUCAAUGGCACAGACUGGAAGCCCCUAUUCCUUACCACCACUACAGGCAACCGACCGGGGACAAUUGCCUCCUUGUUCUCUCAGAGACAACAGAAAUUUUCACCUGGAGGCAAAAAACUAGCGAAAGGCUUCGUAAUCCUGAUCUCCCUUGCCAUCGCCCUGGGCCUUGUCUUCUUGCUCGUCUGCUUGGGUGUGUUGGCAUCAUACAUUCGCCGCCGCCGUGAGGGAUACGUCCCCAUGCCGACUACGCCUUCACCUGGAGGGCAAUCUCCGGAUAUGCAGGAGCGAUUACCACCUUCACAUCUGUUUAGUAGUAUUGGACAGAAUUCGGGAAGGGCUGGCGUGCCAGUGGUAUAG